AUGUCCUCAGGAUCGCCCUCCCCCCCACUCCCUCUUAGGGUCAACACAGAAUACCCAGUCUUCGACGACGAUGACGCCCUCGACUCUGAAGAAUCCUCUAAACCCAGCACCCCCACUUCCAUCUCCGGUUUUAAACGUCGUGCGUCGUCCUCUGCCUCCCGUCUCAAGAACGUCGCGACCCGCUUCAAAGCCCGCGUCUCCGAGUCCCGUCGUCGUCUAUCCUCCAGCGGCCGCCAAGAGGAUCGCGUGGUCAAAAUAGGGGACACGAUCAUGCGUAAGCACCGCGUCUUACCGUCCGAAGUCGCGGCAAUGCAGUACGUCGCUCGUCACACGACCAUCCCCGUGCCGAAAGUGCUCGAGGUAACGCAAUCGGAGUUCGCGGGCGGGUUGGGGAUGACGUUGGAUAUGGAAUAUGUGGACGGGUACGAGAUGCAGUACGCGCCUGAGAAGGAUUGGCCGGGCUUGUUGGAGGAGUUGAAGGGGUAUGUGAGGCAGAUGAGGAGUCUUGAGCCGCCGAGACCUGGGAGGGUCGAGUCGAUCGAUGGGUCGAGGAUGAGGGACGUUGGAAUUAGUUCCAACAAGGCUAUAGGUCCCUUCGAUUCCAUACACGCCUUUCACGAUCAUCUUGGCUUUGGCCAAGCCCGCGCUGUCGAAUCCCGUCGCAAUGACUGGCCACUCCUCGACAAGAUCAUCCAUCGUGCGCACCAGGGAGGGUAUAGGACCGUGUUUACCCAUGGAGAUAUCGCGCCGAGGAACGUGUUGGUGAAGAGUGGGAAGAUAGUCGCCCUCAUCGACUGGGAGAAUGCGGGCUGGUGUCCGGAGUGGUGGGAGGCUAUUGGCUGGAAUAGGGGCAUUUACAACGAGUUGCCUGAGAGCUGGCUGGAGGCGAGGAAUGAGGUGGUCGGAUCGUAUCCGGAGGAGUUGGCCGGGUAUGCUGCUGUGUGUAGGGUGUUCCCGAAGUAUUGA
Molecule: messenger RNA, 966 nt
Organism: Stereum hirsutum FP-91666 SS1
Lineage: Eukaryota; Fungi; Basidiomycota; Agaricomycetes; Russulales; Stereaceae
Product: kinase-like protein
Exons: 2
Coding region: 1-966 (321 amino acids)
Source: RefSeq, a predicted model, not a curated record